AUGGCACAAAAACUCCCAGGAUCUUGUUUUGUGCCAUUUCUCGCUCGUGUUUUGCCGCGCAACAAGGCCAUCAAGACCGACAAGACAAACGUCAAACAAGUUCUUGGUCUCAAGCGUUCUUUUCAUUCAGAAUCUCUCGAUUCACAACCAACAUCAUUGGUCAGACAUCAUGCCUCCAAAGAAGCCGCCCUUGCAGGCCGACCCAGCAGCCGUCGCAAAAGGCUUGAAAGAUGGCCCUCCGCUUUUCCCCAAGACCUGGACCUGCCAGCAUCCACCGCUGUUACCCAUAUUCCCAUCUCCAAGACCGCAAUUGGCAAGUAUGAGGACAAGGACGAGGUCGUUGAUUUGGACAUCUUGAGCAAUUUGAUCAAGACCGAGGACAUCGACCCGCUGGAAACAACAACGGGGGAUUUGGAGGAUGUAGUUGUAAUCAGAGUCAAGGAUGGGGAAUUAGAGGAUGUGGACGUGAUUGGAGUCAAGGACCUCUCGGAAUCCAAUUUCAAAGCCAAGAUCAAGGCGCUGAACCACGAUGCUGUGCAGUGGUUGAAACAGUCCAAGACAAGCGAGGAGGGGUGCAAAAUGGCGAAGAAGGCAUAUCCUACUGUGUGCAGACUCAUGGCCAACCACCCGGCUUUUGACAUCAAUGAGGUCGCUUUCUUGCUGAACCCAAGAUUUGGACAAGCCUACAGUGAUCUAGAUCUGAACACGUACUUGACAUCAACCUUGUUGCUGGUUUGCGGGAUCGAAGCGAAGGGAGGGCCAGGAAUCUACACGUUCUCGUGGGCUAAGGUUCCCAAGAAUUACAGUGGUAAAUUGGUCCAUCCUCGAAAGAGGCUAGAUGAACAUUGGCCGGGAGCAGCGUCGACUGGCAUCAAUCGCUACAUUGGCUAUGCCAAAGAGACCUGGCCUGUUGCUACAUGGAAAACCGCCGUCAUCUUGGUGUUCCCUCUGGACUGCCCUCAGGGAAUCCUCAGCGCUAUUGAGACUUUGGUCAUCAGUAUAUUUGCGCUUGCCUGUAUCCUCAUUUUCAAGCUAAACUUUCUGGUCCUGCAAAAGCUGUUCACGGGUCCAAUCUCCCACCAUCGCCAGCUUAGCUCAACAUCGUCGAUUGACUCCGCCUGA
Messenger RNA from Filobasidium floriforme, 1122 nucleotides. RefSeq lists its product as uncharacterized. The record is from RefSeq and is a predicted model, not a curated record. Bases 1 to 1122 code for a protein of 373 amino acids. The transcript is spliced from 3 exons. NCBI's taxonomy places the organism in Eukaryota, Fungi, Basidiomycota, Tremellomycetes, Filobasidiales, Filobasidiaceae.